GUGUAGUGUGGUGAAGAUGGUUCGACAAAUUAUUAUAGAUUUUUCUUUGUUUUAAAAAUAUAAUAAUUAAUAAUAUGUAUGAGAAAUAUUUAAAUUCAUGAGUGUGUUGUUCAUUUCAACAAAACAAUGAUUUUAAAUAGUAGAUUAAAAGAAAUAUGUUUCAUUAUAACAAUAUUAAUUGGUAUAAUAAUAGACAUUGAUUGUCGUUUAGCUGAGCCAACCGAAGAGCCAUUAAAUCAAAUAAUCACAACAGAAACGUUAGCACCAUCCAUUACGACAACAACAAAACCUCAACGAGUUGUACAAGAAUGUUUCCAUCAGCCACCAUCAAUUUGUGCCCAAUUAUUUAACUCAAAUACAAAUGAGCAUUGUACGAAAUAUUCAAGUAAAGCUGUUAUUUGCUGUAAUGUUAAUACGUAUUCAUUAGCGACGGAUUUACAGCAAGCAGGUGUUGGACCAACAGAUGAAGUAGAAUCAUUACAUAUCAUAAACGCAACAUUAGAUGUUUUGAAUGUAACACACAAAUCAUGGAAACGUUUAAAAUCAAUGUCCAUAACAGAUGGUAGCAUUGGAAAAGUAGUUGGUACAUUUCCGAAAAUGACGUCAAUAUCAUGUUUAAAUGUAUCAAGUAAUGGUAUUGUAGAAAUUCAAAACCGUUCAUUUGUCAAUUUAAUCAAUUUAACAACGUUAGAUUUAUCAAAUAAUCAAUUAGAUUCAAUACCUAAAUUUUAUACGACAGCUGUAAACUUAUCGAUAGAUGUAUCAGAUAACAAGCCAUUACAAUGUUUAAGUUUACAUAAAGCAAUGGUCGAUACAAAAAAAGAAUUAAUAUUUCAAAAUCAAAAUAGAACACAUUGUGUGAGUAAAUUGAAAUCUUUUCAUUGGUUUAAUUCAACUGAACAUAUGCCUUUUUCACAAAUAGAACUAUCAGCAGAGCUAGCAUUAACAUGUCCAAAAAUUGGUAAUAAAAGUUGUACCUGCAGACCAUAUCGGCUAGUUUUAAUACAAGAUGAAACUCCAAAAACUGCAAUAGGUGUUGACUGUUCAAAUUUAAAUUUAACGUCAUUGCCAACACCACUGCCACCAUACACAUAUAUGUUGAAUGUAUCACAUAAUAAGAUUGAAUCUCUCAGUAUGUUGAGCGACGACCCAAGUUAUCAAGAGAUAAGAGAAUUAGACGCAGAUUAUAAUGAAAUUACGUCCAUAUCAAUAUUGGAAGGUACAAAAUUUAUUGAUAACUUCGCAGUACUAAGUCUAAAAGCAAAUAAAUUAAAAACUUUGCCAACAUAUUUUCUUUCGAAUACAUUUGAUAGAAAUUAUGCAAUACCUCGUUUAAUAAGUCUAGGAUCAAACAAUUUAAUUUGUGAUUGCAAUACUUUUAAAACUGUGAAGAUCUGGUUAACAUUAAAACAAAAGAAUAUUCCUGAUUAUGAUGAAAUAUGGUGUGAAAAUUUACCAUUAAAGGUAUAUGAAUUGAGCCAAUCAAAAGUAUGCCAACAUCCACGCGAUUGGACUGAUUACAUUUAUUAUAUAAUCGCAACAGAGGUAUUACUUUUAGUUGGAUUAAUAUGUAAAGUAUCUUAUGAUUAUUGGAUAUUUAAAACAGCUGGUUACUUACCAUGGCCAGCAAGUAAAAUGCCUAAACUACCAUGUGAUUGUCUAUGUGAAACAUAACACAGAUUUGCAAGUAAAAAAAUGCACAGGUUUAUCUACUAAUUAAAAAACUUCUAUCACUUCGAGUUUUCUUGCAAAACUGAUUUGAAAAUUCGACGAAUUCAAGGGGAUAAUAAAGGAUAUACUUAUUCAAGAGGGACACUUGCGUUCUUAAAAAAUUUUCAGUUGAUCAUAUCUCAACAAAUUAUCGAUCUCUGAUUUCUUUGUGAUAACCCAUGCGAGAACAAAAUAUGAAAAAGAAGAAAAUGUUUCAAAAAAGAUAAAUCAUCAUUCAUCCUUAUACUAACCACUUCAAUUAAUCGAAUUUCCGAUAUAUUGCUUUUUAAAAUAAAGUUGUCAGAAGAUCUGAGGUGAUAGGGGAAUUUUUCGCAGACCUGUGAUUUUUUUUUUUUAAAUGUUAAUUAUUUUGUUUUU
Chrysoperla carnea is the source of this 2088-nucleotide messenger RNA. RefSeq names its product protein halfway (gene hfw). Bases 127 to 1674 code for a protein of 515 amino acids. NCBI's taxonomy places the organism in Eukaryota, Metazoa, Arthropoda, Insecta, Neuroptera, Chrysopidae. The record is from RefSeq and is a predicted model, not a curated record. Gene Ontology annotation, cellular component: voltage-gated potassium channel complex. Gene Ontology annotation, molecular function: voltage-gated potassium channel activity; transmembrane transporter binding; potassium channel activator activity. The transcript is spliced from 8 exons.